Messenger RNA from Porites lobata, 8671 nucleotides. The record is from the annotation of a GenBank genome assembly. NCBI's taxonomy places the organism in Eukaryota, Metazoa, Cnidaria, Anthozoa, Scleractinia, Poritidae.
AUGCACUUUUGUUUAACAGACACGUCUUGUAUACAACCGCUUGGGAUGAGAAGUGGGCGCAUCAAAGAAAGCCAAAUUCAAUCAUCGUCAUUUUUUAAAGAUUCCAAUGAUUCACAUGGCCGCAGUCCUCACCAGGCCAGGCUUGGAGGAGAAGGAUACUGGACACCAGUGGGCAGGAAUACAUCAACUGAUGGAAAUCAGUUUCUGCAAAUAAAUUUUGAAUCACCAGUACGCCUAAAGUUGGUAAGUUGAAUAAUAUUUUUUAUUUCUCGAGGGAAACAGUUAAUUUUGCUUCCCGAGGUUCUUCCCGAGGGACCAGUCAUUUGGGGAUUGGUUAUAUGUCCCCGAGAAGAAAAACUUCUUGGUGUACAAAUUUGUGGAAUGAAUUACAAAGUCAAUCUUAUCGAGUGUUCAACAUUCGCGGGUAAUAGUGUACUGUUGCCCGGUGACGUCAUAGAUGCCCGGAUAAAGUGGAAUACGAAAUCAUAGAGUCAAUUUAAAGAAACACAGUAUCUGUAAUUCCAUGUAUUGCACGUCUUGGCCAAUCUCUCUCAGUGUUUGUGUUAAGGGUAACCUGGUUUAUGAGCCGCUACAAAGUUCCCAUCGUCAUUUCGUUUUAUUAGGAAGGGGUCGAUAAUCAUGGCAAAAGGGCCGGCGACAACCUGGAAGGUCUCAUCUCCAGGUCUCUAGCUUGGGCCUAGUCUCUCAGCUGACAGGGAGCUCUCUAUAAGUUCUUUGAGGGACACACCUUUCAUACCGGCAUGGUAACUUACCUAAUGUUAAAAAAGUUAUGUACUGUUUCAAAAGCAUAUUUCAUUGCCAAAGUGCUUUAUGCUUUGCUUCUUUUUUUGGCUGAAACAGAUCGCCGUUCAGGGAAAACCAAAUAGCACGGCAAGUGUCAAAUUGUUUGAUGUGUUUACAAGUCCUAAUGGAGAUGAUUGGAGAAAGGAAAAAGCGUUGCUGCCAAAGGUUAGUUAUGACGGCUCACUGAGUUUGUGUCUUAUGCUUAGAAACCCAAGUUCAAGUCAUUGUUUAUAAAUUGUUAAAGUUAAGUUCGCCCCAUUUUUUAAAAUAAUAAAGUCAGUACAAUCUGUUAUCUUGGUGACCAUUUUGUGAACUCGUGUGAUCCUUCAUGACUGACUUACCUUCCAAUUUUAAAAUUAAUGAUGAGGUUGGAAAAUCUCUCUAUACAGGUUUAACUAAUCAGGUUCAGAUUUUAAACCCGUCCGAGUCAGAGUUCCGUCGAUAUUCCCAGACCUACUGAAUAUUUGUUUUAAAUCAUUUUUUAAAAAAUGGAACGACAGACGAAAGACUGAACACCCGCUCCAGUAAACCUUUUAAAAUUUGUGUGUACAGAACAAUAAACCAGGUAAUCUGCCUUCUUUUUUUUACUUAAUUCGUUUCAUUCACGGAUUGUCUUAAUUCCAAAGGCUGAAAUCACCGUGAAUAGCGGAGAUACCGCGGUUCCCACAGCUUAUCAAAACCCCACUGCAAUUCGCUUUCUUCGAAUCAACCCGAGGUCAUGGUAUAAAGAGAGUGCUCUUCGAGUGGAAAUUUAUGGUUGUGUUCUACCAAAAAUAUCAACCGAAGGUAUGGGUGCUAUCGUUUUAAAUAUGCAAAAAACUACAAAGAUUGAACUUAGUUUAGACAAAUGUAUUGAACAAAAAGCAGUGUUAACUAAACAGUGACGAUUAUGAGGUAAACCGUGAUUCUGUCGGACAAGGCGCGCUUAAGUCAUCUCUUAGUUCCAUUCUGACAAAAUCGUUAAAGAGUACAUAAAACAACCUUUGAUUAAAAAAAAGUAAUAAUAGGGAAAUAGAUCGCGAAGCGCUGACUUAUUUUACUCAAAAUAAGCUGCCAAGUUCUCAACUAAUCGAGUGUAAACUCGUACUCAACUAGCCUAGCCUCUGUGAGAAUUUAGCCUGUGCUGAUUUCUUUAUAAUGGAGUGUAAUGAUGUACCUAACACACCAUUUUUCUGCGUUCUUGACUUCAGUUUCUGCCUCAAUGACUAUUAAUGAAGUUUUCAUAGUUAUUUUAACUUUGGUUAUAUAUUUUCGUAUUUUAAAUCCAGUCUUUUGCCAGCACUUGUCCACAUGUAUUAGUCUCUAACUGAUUACCCUAAACUUAACAAUGAUUUAUUUGGCUAUGGUGAGUUUGUGACUUUACAGGGCGCGGACUCAAAGCUAUGUUUUAACUAUCUGUUUAGAGUUCUCUGCACUCGGUGUCGAGAAAGCACUCAUUUCAGAUGCUCAGAUGACAUCCUCUUCCUCCUUGGACCCACCUAAGACGAACGCUUCAAGCGGAAGGUUAAAUUUCAACAGUGCUUGGUGUUCGGCGACCUCUGAUGAAAUCCCGCUUUUUCUUCAAAUUGCCCUGGGAGAAAUUCAUUUUAUCACGGCGGUGAGUACUAAUUUUCGCUAAAACUUUCAGAAACAGCUUUGAUUUGGUCACAGAGCCGAUCGCUACCCACGAAGUGUGAUUGUUUAUAUUUUAUUGCCAAAAGUCUUAAUUGCUGCAAAUGUAUUGCUGGUCAUAGAAAAUUUUGAAUGAAUUUUACGAAAAAAGACGCGGCAGAAUAUCUGGGAACGACAAGAAAGUGAAUUUUUGUGGGAUGUCCUUCAUUAAGUUUACAAGUGUGUACUAUUUUCUCUGAACAGGCUUCAUCUCAGUCACGUGAUACAAAUAGUGGCAGUUUCGACAGUGUGAUGUCAUACAAGCUUAGAUAUUCUACAGAAGGAGUAACUUGGACAUUUUACCAACAAAAUGGAAUUGAUAAGGUAGUUUUGAGAUAUAUUUUUAGUAACAAGUAGUAACAGCAGCCUGCAGGUUCAGUUUUUCUUGACGGAGUGGAGCGAAAUAUAUUAAAGGCAUUAUCAAUCCCUUCCAGAUUUUCCUAGGAAACCUGGUCGAGCAUUUUACCACAAAGAAUCACUUGGCACUUCCAGUGAAAGCAAUAUACGUUCAGUUUUAUCCAGUUUCUAUGAUCAAUUCUGCGUGCAUGCGCGUCGAACUGUAUGGAGAAAAAUCUCUUGAGGAAAAUACAGGUAGGAUUUAAUUACAUUUAGCUGGAGUAACCUGGAAAGCGUCAGGGCAAGUGACGAAUUGCUUGAAACGUCCGCUUCAAAUCGGAUUCCUUUUCAAUGGCAAUUCUAUCAAACUGUUGGGAAUGCCUUCGAUUCAGUAGCAUAAUAGUUUAGUUUCCCCAACAAGGUCACAAGUAACUGAGUUUAACACAAGGGGUUGCAGGGAAGGGAUUGGCUUGAUCAGCCACCUACGAAUUAACUCCCAUUUUCCAGCCCCAAGCCGACAGGAGGAACAAGAUGAUUAGAUAGUUCUCGUGGCAUCGAUGGACAAUUAAUAGCAUUUUUGAACUAUGAUUUUUUUGUUAUUUUAUUGGCAGAUAUACCACCUGUUUAUCAACGAAGUUUUCUUUUGGAUUCUGAAAAUAGAAGACUUUUUGUCUGUAACAAAGAUGUUCCAAGGUAAAUGAAACACUUUGUCCUAUUCCUGUGUAAUUAUACAAGGAGGAAAAUAUUACAGCAGAUCUAUUUAUGAGGGAGAAUGCAAUUACAUAGACAGAAGAAUGGCAACCGGAUGGCUUAAAUAUUGCGGAAAUACACCCCCCAACACUGGCCGGCCCCAGAUCGAUACAUGUUUUAAGAGAUAGAAACUUUGUUAUAAAUAAUCAUUGCACGAUAAAUUACCUGUGUUGCUUUGCUUACUUUGUGUAUUACAGGGGUAAACCAGCUUGCUACAUGAACAAGUACGGGGUUAAAGAAGGUUGGUUAGGUAAGAUGUUACCUCAAAAUUACACAUCAACAGAACAGUGACUAAUCAGAUGUCCAAACAUGAAAAAAUAAGGAUCCACCGAGGCCCGUUCUUCACAAUAUCAUAGGACCGUUAGUCGAAAGCCGAAUCCAAUAAUUGCUUUAUUAUUCACUCAGACUAUUUGCACAUCACAUCAUUGUUCCUAUCUUCAAAACAUUUACCUGUUUGGCUAUUUCAUCUUGUCAUAACGUGUGAAAUCUUUCCCCCUUUUUUUUCUAACACUAAACACUACCCCUCUAAAACAGCUGGGCCAACGCGUCGGUUGUCCUUUUUUCUGCUGAUAUUAGACAGUACAAUCUUCGUCAGCUGUCUUGAAAUCGGCAAACAUUGAAGUUCAGGGUUAGCUGCUUGUGAUCAUGAAUUCAGAUUCGCCGAUUUGGAUUUGCCAAUUUGCCAUGGUCGAAGCAUCCGAAGCAGCCAAUUACUGCGGGCCUUGACAAUCCCCCCGCCCCCUGUGAGAAAUAGACCACACCACCGGGGUCUACGUCCUCUACUCUUUUCGAAAAUAAGUGUGGUUCUCUAACGCUUCCUUCUAAUUGAUACUGAAGGCUGAAGGUUACAAGACACCGCCCAUGACGCGAUCAUCGAACAGAGAAAAUUUCGUACAUACAGCCAGACCAGCCACCAUGACAUUGCCAGUAUUUUUAAAGACUCUAGUUGGUACUAUGGUCCGGCCGGGAUUUCAACCCGCUUCUUUCCACCCGGCAAACCAGAGCUCUGUCGACUGAGCUAAUGGGCGACGCCUGGCCGGUGGAUUUAACCCAAUCAGAAAUGGAGAAAUAUUUUCAAUGAAUGACAAUACGAUUUGUUAUUUUUACAGCUCUAGAUAGACGCAUUGUCAGCAUUCUAGGAUACAGUAAAAUGCAGGACAUGAUUUAUGGAGUGGCACCAAACAGAAGAUCAUACGUACGCUGCAACGUCACCAAGUGUAUGACAGUUGUUAAAACAUGUUGGCUGGCAGAAAGAGAAUCUCAAACAACUGUACUUGCUACAGAGAUUGCCUUUAUACCAGUGACGGGGCAUGAUUUGACCGAUGCACCCAUUUCUGUCUAUAACUUGAAUGACGCAGGAGGCAACACCUGGUCAGGUAGAAUUAUAUUAGAGACGUUAAGAGUGCGUUCUUUUGGGAUGAUCCGGAAAUCCGGAUCAGCUGGAUCAGGGAUCCGUGAUCACUCGGAUCAUCAGUUCCAUCAAAUGAAUCGGCGAUAAAUCCUUCUUCAGAGUGGAUUCAUCAGUUAAUUUGAUGCAACAUGAUCCGAGUGAUCUUGGAUCACUGACCCUGAUCUGGAUCAUCCCAAAGGCACCCACCCUAAGACGAGAACUUUAACAACCACGAGGACCAAAUUUUCUUAGUAGGGCGCGCGUGAGCCCGCGUCAUUUUGGCAGGAAAACGUGAUAGCCGUCUUCAUUCAACGACGAGUUUUAGUGAGAAUGUCUUAGCAGCACGAAGCAAGUUAUCAAAUGUUAAAAGUUUUAAGUCAUUUUGCGAUCGGGAGAGGGCUUAUAACCUCCUUCAAUACAGAAUAACAAUGCUAACUUUUCUGGUGAAACAAAAGUACAAUGAAGUUUUCUGGGGUGUCUAUUUUCAGUUAAAUCUCGUGCUCGCAGUCGUUUUCGUCCUUUUCGAGUCUUGAGGUCUCUGAUCUAUUGUGGAGUGGAAUACAGUGGUCUACUAAACUAAACGUCUUUUCCCUGUAGGAAAAUUGCCUCUUAUCCUGCAUUUCUAUGACCGGGGAAGUAAUUGUGUCUGAGAGCUCAGAUAUUGGCGAUUUUAUACCGCCUUUCCCUUAGUGGCUGACGCAAUUAAACCUUAACUGUCCAUUCACUUUUUCUCCGCUUGCCCUUCCACAAAAUCAACUGACCAUAACUUUAUAGCUCCAUUGAAGCGUGAAAGGGGUGGCAACGCCUCACCUGUGGUAAAAUGCAUAAUAUUGCCGGUAUAACUGAAACUCAUUCACCCACGAAAAAUCGCUGAGAACAGCUCAAGAACUCGUUUGAAACUCUCACUAAUUCGUGCGGUUCCACUAAGAUCGAAUACGACACGUCCCAGUGAAUGCUGCCGUUGGUCGGGGUGGCCGCAUAUCUGCAUGACUGAUUAUCAGGCCCCGUUGACACAAAUCUGGAUAUUUUAAAACAACAUCAUGUUUUUGACACGAAUAGGACGUGGAUGAUUGAGUGGAUUCACUGCUUUCGUUCUGUUUAAAAAAUAUCCGGAAUCGUGUGGGUGGGGCUUCUCUCUGAAUGACUUUAGUUCUAGAUUUGAUCUCAUCAGUUGAGUCCUUCCCUAACACAAACAAAAUUUUGCUUUAUAUUCUCUGUGUGUGGAUAUGAUUACAUAUACUGAAAUUAAGUUCCUCUCACUUAUUUCCCAUUUUUUUUCUCUUUUAAAACCUUUGCUAGCAUCAGCGGUGGGUCUACACUUCAAAGAGGCACCAAGCCAGUCAUGGGAAUUAAAAGCAAGAUGGAGAGCAAAAGGUACGAUUGCAGCUUAAACCAAAGCAAAAGCACUUUGUCUUGUGACUUUUUUCCUCUGAAAUUUCCCUACAAACAUAAUGUUUACUGAAAGAUCAUGCAUAUAGCAAAUUCCUGGUAUAGUAAACACAACAAGUGAGGACGCCCUUACUCCUUCCUAGCUGUGCCUGAUGUCUAUAAUUUCGUAUUUACAGACCUGAACGAAUGCUACAGCAGUCCCUGUGAGAACGGUGGAUCUUGCGUCGGAGAUUACAAGAAUUAUACUUGUACCUGUACAAAGGACUGGAUAGGGCGAAACUGCGAGAUUGCUCAUAGUAAGUUAUUUUUCCCGGACUGUCUUAACGGACUUUUUCGCUAUAUAAUUUAUCACUUUAUCAACAAAACAGCAGUAGAGAAAUAAAUUAUGGCCAUCUUCCGUUGUCGGACCCGGGAAUAGGUUGCUGGGGUAGGAUAUUCACAACCGGUUGGCCAUAAUUUACGUUCAUUAUCGAUAGAUUUACUACUGAGUCCGAGGAAUGCUGUGACCAAUUUCAUUAUGUCUGCCCAUCUCAUGUAUAGUGGAAAAGCGGUGGUGUUUUAUUAGGUCGCACAUUUGUGUGUGUGUGUGUGAGUGUGUGUGGUACAUAUACUUAGCUUUCAAACACCUAGCGUUGUUGAGUUUUGUCGCUAUCCUAGAAGCAAUGGGCACUUAAAAUAUUAAAAUAUACUGCCUUAAGUGGAGGGCGUGCUAACUCAACGGAGAGAGGUCGGGAGGCGCUUAUUUGGAGAUGGUUGCCAGUUGAGCAUUGCCUAGUCCCAAGGCCUCAUUAUUCCUCGCGGUGACGUUUCGGGUCACAUGAUCCAUUCGUCUCGAAUACGUCACCGAAAUACAUUGACCGAGAAGGCCUGGGAAGACGCGAUAAGGACCAGGCAAGGUAGUCUGCGUAGCAGGCGUCGAAAGGGGUAGGGGGUAGGGGAUAGGGAGGAAGGGAAAAAGGGGAGGGGGAUUGGGGAGAGGGAGAGGGGACGCCUGCUAUAUAAAGAACCCCCUUUUGUUCAUAUCUGCGGCGUCCGCAAAUUCCUGAUUGGCUGAGCCGUAAUGAGUAACAUAUUGAAAUGCGCGUUUCACAAAUCAACAAACAGUCGAGACGGCAGCGGUAGACGUGGAUGUCGUAAAGAGUGCUUUGAGAUAUGUGAAUUUAUCUAGUGGUAGAGAAACUGUUUUAAAACCAAAGCAAGAAUCAGCAGUAAGGGCUCUUUUAGCCGACAGAGAUGUUCUGGCGGUUUUGCGGACCGGACAGGGAAAGAGUUUAAUUUACCAAAUGUUUGUUUGCGCGAAAAACUACGAGCUAAAUGGUAAUGCGGCGAUUCUCGUCAUUUCGCCACUGAAAAGUAUUAUCGAAGAUCAGUUGCAGGAGGUGGAAUUGUUGGGCUACCCAGCGAAAGAUUUAGCCAAUUUAUCGAACGACGACAUUCGCCGAUGUAACUUAGCAAUAAAGAGGGUGGUUUUACCUCAUGCCAAAAUUCUGCUUAUUCCAAUAAAGUUGUUUUUAUUUGCUGGGUAGAUUAUGCUCUGGAAGGUUCUGCAUUUAUACUGAGCAAAUGUUAUUUUAGCCGCAUGUUUCACGUUGAGAGGUCAUGACAUACAUAUCGAUUGACUGUAGUUAUUGUUUUCUGGUCGGCAGGAUUUGCCCUCUGAUGCAAGCGCAAUUUCUUUGACCUCUUUUGAAGCGUAAAGCUUUUUUUACUACGGCUGAAUAAGGGUUCCAAUUUUCUCCAAAUUGCCUUCUAGAUCUGAAUAACUAAGCGAAUUUCUUUAGUCCGUGAGUGUAAUGUUUUUCUGAAAUGGUGAGUGUAGCGACACUUGAUUGACAGUAAGCGUAAUCGGAUUACUAGAAAAUUGGUAGGCGUUAUGCAAAAACAUAGGCUCUUAGAGCAGGCGCUCCCUUCCCUUUUCCCUUUCUCCCUCCCCCCUCCACUUUUUGCGCCUGCCACGCAGGCUAAGGCAAGGUGAAUACCUUAGUACUUGGUUCCUGAUCCCUUUUUAAAUCUUUUUUUAACUUCUUAGAUGUUGUGCCUCCAACGCUGACGGUUUACAUUAGCGCUGCAAGCUGCUCUGGAACCAAAGACGACGCGAACAGAAUAAUAAAAUCACCAGGAUACCCGUCCUCUUAUUCCGAUAAUGAAUACUGCACAUGGGAAUUAGUUUCCUCCCAUCGAAUUAAGCUCACUUUUACAUAUUUCGUCACCGAAGCUAACUAUGAUUACUUGUAUGUGUACGAUGGCGACUCGACGUCUUCUCAGUUUGAAAAAUGGAGUGGAGUUAACACUGGAGAAGUGGUGAACAGUACAGGACAAAAUUUGUUUUUGAAGUUUACUACCGAUGGCAGU